Molecule: messenger RNA, 2344 nt
Organism: Erpetoichthys calabaricus (reedfish)
Lineage: Eukaryota; Metazoa; Chordata; Cladistia; Polypteriformes; Polypteridae
Product: tripartite motif-containing protein 16-like
Exons: 7
Coding region: 206-1909 (567 amino acids)
Molecular function (GO): protein binding; zinc ion binding
Source: RefSeq, a predicted model, not a curated record
ACAUGCGCAGUGGCUUCCCAUAAGUGUAGCUACCCUGCGACACACCAGCGCUUCAGAAGCUCGUCGCGUUGUCGAUACGGCAGCAUCCCUGGGUGACAGCGCUCCUGUCCUGUGGCUUCUAGUCGUCGGCUCCUCCUCAAAGUGCAAAGAUUAUCCGACACAGCAGCGAGUAACACCCAGGCGUCCGACUGGAUCUCACCUCACAAUGGCAGUUACUCCACUUUCCCUCUUUGUGGAUCGGUACACCUGUGCGGUGUGCCUGGAUGUCCUGAAGGAGCCAGUGACUAUCCCCUGUGGACACAGCUACUGCGUGAAGUGUAUUGAUCACUACUGGCGCCAGCUGGAUACGUGGCGGGUCUACAGGUGUCCCGAGUGCAGACGGUCAUUCGACAGGAGGCCAGAGCUGAACCGAAACACCACAUUGGCAGAUCUACUAGAAAGGCUGAAGGGAGUGAAGGUCGACGUCAGUCCAUCUCAGAGUUACGCCGGACCUGACGACGUGCCCUGUGACGUGUGUCCAGGGAGAAAACGGAAAGCUUCAAAGACGUGUCUGACCUGCUUGGUCUCUUACUGCGAGACUCACCUACAGCCACACAAGGAGCUUCAGGCCUUCAAAAAACACAAAGUGGAGGCGCUGAGUGGCAACCUCAAAGAGAAGCUCUGCAGGAAACAUCACAGAAUCCUAGAAAUAUACUGUAGGACAGACAAGACCUGCGUCUGCUCCCUGUGCGCGGCGACAGAACACAAGAGUCACGACACGGUGACACCGGACAGAGAGAGAGCCCGUAGACAGAUUCGGAUGGAAAGAAGAAAGUCUGAAAUGGAAAAGAGAAUUGAGGAGAAAGAGAAGAAAUUGAAGGAGAUGAAGGAGAUGGUACGGGGGAUUCAGAGAUCUGCAGAGAGAGAGAUGAGGAAACACGAGGAGAUGCUCAAGUCUGUACUUCGAUCCAUCGAGAGGCUGCGUUUGGAGGUCACUAAUUUGAUUGGAGAUCACAAGAGGAAGGAAGAGAGAAAGGCUGAAGAUGUCAUUAGACAACUGGAGAAGGAGAUUAAAGAGCUGAGGAGGAGAGACGCCGAGAUGGCCGUACUUUUACAGACGGACGACCACAUCCACUUCCUCCAGAGGUUCCCAUCUCUCUGUGUUCCUGUUGAAGAUGGAGGGGUACCCGCCCUUACAAUUAACAGGGACUUUCUCCCCACGACUCUAAAGACCAGUCUGUCCGAUCUGAACAAGAAUCUGGAGGAUAUCCGUGACUGGAAGUUCCUGAAGAGCAGGGAGACGAGUGUGGUGGGUUGGGUGUCCUCAGAUGUUAACUGCGUGGAUCACAACCUGGACAGUCUAACGAGUAGAAGUCACUUUUUAAAAUACUCCUGUCCACUCUCCUUGGACCCCAAUACGGCACACAGAUGCCUUCAUGUCUUUGAAGGGAACAAGAAGGUGAUGGACAAGAGGACAGUGACUCCGUAUCCCAAUCACCCUGACAGGUUUGGCUUUUGGCCUCAAGUUCUAUGCUCCGAGGUUCCAAGUGGGACUCGCUGCUACUGGGAGGUUGAGUGGACUGGCAAGUGGGCUGACAUUGGAGUCGCCUGCAAAGGCAUGGAGAGGAAAGGAUGGGGUAAGGAGUGCGGGCUUGGGCGCAAUGACAAGUCCUGGAUGUUGUCCUGCUCUCAUUCCAGUUACGUGGUGUGUCACAAUAACAUGAAGACUGAAAUCGGUGCCCUCUGCACUCACAGGAUAGGCAUCUAUCUGGACCUUCCUGCUGGCUUUCUGUCCUUUUAUAGUGUCUCCUUCACAAUGACCCUCCUGCACAGGUUCAAGAUCUCCUUCACAGAGCCGCUCUGCCUGGGGUUUGGACUUGGAUUGGAUUCCAGUGUAACAAUCUGUCAUCUAAACCCAUAUGACCAGUAACUGAUGUGGUCUGCAGAUCACUUCAUGUCUUGAGUGUCAUACUGGGAGUUAUUUUCAAGUUAAGAGGAAAAUUUAACGGGCCACGCUAGAAUUCAUUUAUCAUCCUUAAGAAAACAACAUGAAAAGUGACCACGAGCCAACUUCAUUGAGUGGACACCACACAGGCCUAAAGGGGUUGGGUGAGGACAGCCAGCAAGGGUGCACCUUUGAAGAGAGAGAAGGAAAGGCCAGUGUGGUGCAAUAACAACAGAAAGGGAAAGAAGUGCGAAUACUGAUGGUCUUGCUAGAGUCCCUUUGUGGGUGGGAGGCUCGGAGGGGCUGCAGUCCCUUCAUUUUACUGCAAUAUGUUUGUUGGUCCCUCUUGUGUGUUAUCUUACCCUUGUGUAUUGCAUUGUUGUAUAAUAAAAGGCACCCUCCUUUGGUACCAGAGGCCCA